Oryza sativa Japonica Group (Japanese rice) is the source of this 1170-nucleotide messenger RNA. RefSeq lists its product as uncharacterized. The record is from RefSeq and is a predicted model, not a curated record. Lineage: Eukaryota; Viridiplantae; Streptophyta; Magnoliopsida; Poales; Poaceae.
UACAUAUGGCGUCAAUGUCGUAAAAGGUGGAUGCUUUGGACGUGGCUGGAAUCAAAGGCUACCGGCAUUGGCCGUGACCCGAUAACUCAAGCCAUUGUUGCUGACGACGAUUGGUGGGAAGACAAGGACCAGAAAAAGGACGGAGCUCGUGUCUUCAAAGAUUCCCCUCUCAAGCACAUCGACCUUCACUGUGCUAUUUUUUCGGGGCGCACAGUGGUAGGGAACCACUCUGCUGUUGCAGGCGCAGCACCAGCACCUCCUCAGCAGCCAACUCCAAGGCCCAACAUCAAUAUCUCACAGCUGCUAGCUCAACAACAAAACAUUGCGACUCCAGGAGUUUCAAGUGCAGGAAAAGGCAAGAGGCUAGCAGAUGAAGCUGGCACUUCGAGGGGAUCGGCUUCAAAGAAGAGUCGAAGUGACUCAGCCGGUGAUGCCCUGCACCGGCUAGCUGAUUUGCGAGUGGAGUUGAUGGAGAGCCGUUCCCGGAAGGUGGAAGAGGACAGGGCUAGAAGUGCAGCAGCUUGCAUCCAGUUGGUGGUAGCUGAUGGACAUAACCCAGGGAGUGAUUUAUUCUUUAUGGCACUGGAUGUAUUUGAGCGUGCUUAUUGGCGUCAAUGGUUCAUUGAUUACUGCCCUACACCCGAGUCACGGUCCCAUUACAUAGUACAGACAUGGCAAAAGCAAUUUGGCGGAAAAGGAGCUGGUGGCCAAGGAGGUGGACAGCCUGGAUACGAAGGAGGAACUGGGCAGCAGUGUUAUGGUGUAGGAGCACCCCCGCCAACUGGCCAGCAGGGUUAUGGUGGAGGAGUACCCCCGCCAACUUGUUCAGGAGGUCAUACAGGGUUUGGAGGUUGGUAGGGGGGUGGCCCUGGUGGAGGUGGGGGUCCUGGUAGCGUAGAUGGUAAUGGGUUCUAUUGAGUUGCUCUUGCUUGGUCAGUUGCUUGGAGCUCACUGAGAGGAGGAGAUUCAUAUGAGAGGCAUAAAAAAUAAUGCUCACCAUACUGUUUGCAGUAGGAUUUUAGCAUCUGCUUAACUGUUUUUUUCUUGUAUGAUUUGUACCCUCUUGUUGUAUGAUUUUAGCAUCUUGUUGUAUGAUUUUUAGCAUCUGCUUUACUCAUUUCUAAUGCUUGUAGUCUGAACUGGUACUUGUGGUAUGUCACUGUGAAAUUU